Molecule: messenger RNA, 399 nt
Organism: Helobdella robusta
Lineage: Eukaryota; Metazoa; Annelida; Clitellata; Rhynchobdellida; Glossiphoniidae
Exons: 2
Coding region: 1-399 (132 amino acids)
Molecular function (GO): protein dimerization activity
Source: RefSeq, a predicted model, not a curated record
AUGGCUGCUCUUAAUGAACUACAAAAUCAUCACAAUAAAGAAACCUCUCAUCAAGCAGUCCAACUCAUGAAUACUCUCCGUACUUCUGAUUUUGUUGUAUGCUUACUAGUGUUGGAAAAAAUCAUGGGGUACACAUUGCCACUUUCUAAGCAAUUACAAGCAACUGACACAGACCUUGCUAAGGCAUGCUUACAUGUAUGGAAAGCUAGCUUUACCUCCACCAAACCUAAAUCUGCUUUGGAAUGUUUGGAUCUGUGCGAUAAAAUUUUAUACCCAAACAUCUACACAUUGCUACAUAUUUUGGCAACUUUGCCCGUUUCUACCGCUACUCCUGAAAGAACAUUCUCAAGUCUAAAAAGACCGAAAACCUAUCUUAGAAACACAACGUCAGAAAAUUGA